CUACAGGCGAACAAAUCGUAGAUCUUAGGCUCAUCCUAAUUAUCCUCCCUGUGUCGUGAAACCUGCUCGGACCUCUUCACACUCGCACAGGCACAGCUUUGUAUCUUUGCCGGAGUGCUCGGCCUGUCUCCAACCGCAAUGUCCCGUCCGACCCCAUUCCAAUCUCUCUCUCUUCUUCAACCUACAUCCCAAUUUUUUCCCAUCACUGACUGGUCUCCCUUUCAACAACCCCCAACUUCCCCUCCCCUCCAGCUUCAAAUCUCACUGCGCAGAGCCAGAAACCCCAUUCCUCACAGCUGCUCCGCCAUCUCCGGCAGCUCAUCACCCGUGGAAUCCUCUCCGUCUCCGCCGACCAUCAUUUUCAUCAAAGGGGUAGCCCUGUCAACCACCCAGGUACGGCUGAAGAUAGUGUUCUCCCUGUUUGGAGAGAUCAGCCGAGUGAAAUUCAUAGUGGACAAGAGAACGAAUGAGUCACUAGGAUUCGCCUAUGUGUGGUUUGCUAGUGAAGAGUCUGCCCAUCUCGCUGUGGAAGUAAUGAAUGGAAAGUUCUUUGAUGGGAGGUUCGUCCUAGUUACCAUUGCAACGUCUGGUUCUUGCAAAAUCGCCAGCAAUAGAACAAUAGCUCACUUCAGGUUUUGACUUUGGAUUAUUAGCAGCGAAGGUAAAGUGAGUUCUCAAUCACGCCGAGUUCUAUGUCAAUUAGGCACCUCAAUUAUAACAAUUCUAUCACUGCUACUCUAAUCCAUUAAUGGUUGUUAUCCUCUCUGUCUCUCACGACUUCAAUUAAUCAUUGUGUAUUCUUUCCCAGCUAAAAACACUAUUGUGGAGGUAAAGAAAAGCUUCUGCGUAGUUCGGGCUUGUGUUUAUAGAAAUGUAAAAGAUAGAAGGCGGUGGAGGCUCGGAUUAAUUACGAAUAGAAAUAGUUUUAAGGU
Molecule: messenger RNA, 932 nt
Organism: Linum trigynum
Lineage: Eukaryota; Viridiplantae; Streptophyta; Magnoliopsida; Malpighiales; Linaceae
Source: the annotation of a GenBank genome assembly